AUGAUUUUACCCCUUGAACUAGUUCGAGAAGUAUUCGAAUACCUUCCUAUUGACACAAAUGAGUUAAUGGGUGAAGGUGAUGGAGGUUUAAGAAGAUGGAACGAAUUGAAACAACUACGGUUCGUUAUAACUAACCACAUGACAUAUAAUCAUAUUUUUGAUCAAUUUCGGCGCUGCAAGUAUCACAAGAUCAUACAACUUGUCCACUCAUCACCAAAAUCGUUGGUGGAUUGUUAUUAUCGACCUCCGUUCUUUCCCGAUGGUGCAGAAGUCAUAAUCGAUCCUGAGGACAUGGGAGUACUCACGGAAUAUGAACCAGUUUUUAAAAGGUUUCGGGUGAACCUCGAAACUAAAGGUAAUCUUGAAGUAUAUGAACAAUUCUGCCACUUAUGGCCCUCACUCAAACCCAGCAAAGUAGAAAUAUAUUCUUUUGAUGAUUUGGAAUAUCUUAUUGACUUCGAAGUUGAUUCUUUAGUUAUCCAUGGGGCGAUGGACAUUCCUAAAUUCCAUUACGCUAAUUUGAGAAAGCUUGAAGUCGAUAUCACACAAUGGCUACUGGAUUACGAUAGGUAUCUCAAUCUUGAAGAAUUGAUCAUAAAUAUUGGGGAUAGGAGAGAUCCCAGCCUAGAUGUGAACAUUCCAACACUCAAAUCUUUGAAAGUCAAAGCAAUAUUUCCACUUCACUACUUGAGGGUUAAAUUACCUCCUGGCUUGCUUCAACUUUUUAUAGAUGCAGAUGUCAACAUUUUGGAUGCUAAUCUUCCCGAUUCUUUGAUCGAAUUUCUCGCUGAAAGAGUCGAAGAGUUUCAAAACCUGGGAACUGAUGGACUUCCCCCGUUUUUGGAAAAGUUGGAUAUUGCAGCCUGUCCAACUAAUAGCACUGGCAGAUGGAGGUCUAAUGGGUCGGGACUCAAUGAGUUGAGGUAUCACGAGUUGCGGUUCUUGAGACAUCUUACUGUCAAAAAUGACCCACAACGCAGAGAACUCGCGAUUCUCAGUUUACCGGAUUCGUUGGAAUCAUUGAAUAUCAUAAAAUCGGUGAAACUAGCAGUCAAAUUCGAUGAGCUUCCUAAAUUUAGGGAACUCACGAUAGCUGCGGCUAACUUUCUUGAUAUUUUUGAAGCUUAUGAGGAAAACAGUCCAUCUCUUGCCAAUGCUUGGACAGUCGAAUAUGCGAGCAAGACCUAUUGUAUCCCCUUUAGUAAGAGUUUAGAAUCUUUCUGUGUGAGCCGGUUCCCUGAAGAUAUGAGAAUCAUUUGCUUCCCUCAGUCCUUGAAACACAUAGAUGUUUUCAUUUCAGGGCCACUGUUUUUCGAAAAACUUCCAGUUGGAUUGAAAAGCUUGAGAAUAAAUAAUUUGUUGGGGUCAGAUUCCAAAAUCAAUUUACCACCCAACCUCGAACUUCUCCAAAUAAUGAACAGCGAUUUGGAAAAUCUUAAAUACGAGAGAGUAAAGCAUCUAUUUCUUCAUUAUGCAGACUCAGGCUAUUUGGAUUUUGAAGAAGUAAACCUCCCCAAAAAUUUAAAAACUUUGGGAUUUAUUCAAAGAGUCGCAGGAACCACGAUUGAUCUAUCAGAUACAAAUUUGACGAAGUUUUCUUGCAGAAUAGAUGGUGAGAAAGAUUCGGAACUGUUGUAUAGCGAUGAAGGUGAAAUUAUUAAAGAAGACCCGUGUCACAUAAUAAUGCCACCAAGCCUUUCACUUCUUGACGUGCCCACUGGCUAUGGUAUUGAGUUGAUAAUAGACUUGAGUAAAGUUAAUAUGAAUAAGCUACGAGCGGUAUGA
Yamadazyma jaroonii is the source of this 1785-nucleotide messenger RNA. Lineage: Eukaryota; Fungi; Ascomycota; Pichiomycetes; Serinales; Debaryomycetaceae. The record is from the annotation of a GenBank genome assembly.